Molecule: messenger RNA, 927 nt
Organism: Schistosoma curassoni
Lineage: Eukaryota; Metazoa; Platyhelminthes; Trematoda; Strigeidida; Schistosomatidae
Source: the annotation of a GenBank genome assembly
AUGGAUGAAAUAUACGAUAUUGAUGAUAGUUGUUUAUUCACCACUAUUACUACUACUUCACAUGAUCCCACUCAAUCACAAAAAAAUAAUGAUGACCUUAUCUUAUUCCCAAGUAUUAAAUGCGGAACCUCUUAUGAUAGAAAGAAAAAUGAUCUACUAUGGAAAUUAACAACGCCGUUAUCAUCUUCAUCUCCCUCAUCAUUAAUAACAACAACAUCUCAUUCAUUAACAUAUUUAAACCGUCAUCAUUUUUCAAAUGCCCAUUCAAGAAAUGUAACUAAACAUCACAUUCAGCAUCAUCAUCAACGAAAUGCUCGUUUAAGUAUAAAUGCUAGAGAAAGACGACGAAUGCAUGAUUUAAAUGAUGCAUUAGAUGAUUUACGCAGUGUUAUCCCGUAUGCACACAGUCCAUCUGUAAGAAAACUGUCAAAAAUCGCUACAUUGUUAUUAGCAAAAAAUUACAUUCUAAUGCAGGCAAAUGCAAUUGAUGAAUUAUACAAAUUAAUCAUACGUCUUAACUCACAAAUUCAACAGUCAGACUCUUUAUUAUUAAAUGAUGAUCAUAAAAGCAUCACAUUUGAACCUAUCAAAUCGAAAUUACUGGAUACUACUCACCUUGAUAGCAACUGUAAUAUUCCAAGUAAUGUUAUAUAUACAUCUCCUGUCCACCCGAUAUCUUUCCCAUCUCACCUACCUCCAUGUUCAAUGUCAAGUUCAUCAGAAAACAAUAAGUAAAACAAAGCACCUAUCAAUAAACUACUACAUUUCUUCAAUAAUGAUAAUAAUAACUUAAAGAUCUUCAGAGUUAAAGUGCAAUAUGGUUGAUCAGCCUAACUAAUGAUUUCACUAAACAGUUUGAAUGGAUUUUCUUAUAACAUCUGUAAAAGUAUUUAUUAGGGUAUUAUUUGACGUUUAUUUCAAUUGAUA